CAGAUCAAUUCAAGAUAUACAAAGAUAGCAAGUCAGGAUGGCUCGUUUAGACAAUUAUGAUAACCACAAGAGACCUGAGUUAGUCUCAUUCGAUGAUAUCGAUUACGACAACUUCCCCGAUGUUGUCAAGGCCAGAAAAUCAAUGAUGAGGGAAAACAUGAUCAGAACCGAAGAAUUAAAAAUAGCACAUGAAGCUUUACGUAAAUGCGCCGAUUAUCAUAAACAAGAUGGUGACAGAAACUGUAGAGCUUUGGCGUUGAAAUAUAUGAAGAUGCUUGAUGAUUUCAGACCUCAAGGUUACUUGGGCUACCAAAGAAACGAUCCUUCCAAGUAAGUUGUUGGCGGUGGUACUAUUUCCAUAUAAUUUAUCACACUCAACCAUUGUGCUCAUACAGAGAUAACAUUGCCAUAUUUAAAAUUGCAUCUUUUGGGAAAAGCAACAUAUAUAUCACGGAAAGCUCUCCUUUUACAAACGUGUUUUAUUUUACAAACAUAUGUUACUUUCUCCCUGAAUCCACCACUUUACCCCCCCCUUGGUUGUUAUGCCGAAACACACAUAAUGACUCUCACACCAAAAACCUUUCUUUCUAGUCAUGUUAGUUUAUUAUAAUACAUCAAUUACCGUUAA
Molecule: messenger RNA, 628 nt
Organism: Spathaspora passalidarum NRRL Y-27907
Lineage: Eukaryota; Fungi; Ascomycota; Pichiomycetes; Serinales; Debaryomycetaceae
Exons: 2
Coding region: 38-334 (98 amino acids)
Source: RefSeq, a predicted model, not a curated record